AUGGAGGCGGCGGGCGCGCUGUGCUGGGCGGCGGCCAUCCUAGCGCCGGGCAUCUUCUGGGUUUGGCACUUGUUGGGACGAAUGAAGCUUCAGGUGCAGGCUGGCCUGCCGGGAAGAGGAGGCCGGGCCCUCCUGGUGAUCGCGCACCCCGACGACGAAGCCAUGUUCUUUGCCCCGACUCUGCUGGGCCUGGCCCGCCUGGGGCGCCGGCUGUUCCUGCUCUGCUUCUCCGCAGGGAAUUACUACAAUCAAGGGGAGAUUCGUAAGAAAGAACUUUUACAGAGCUGUGAUGUGUUGGGGAUUCCACCCACCAAUGUAAUGAUUAUUGACAGCAGGGACUUCCCAGAUGACCCGGCUGUGCAGUGGGACACGGAGCGUGUGGCCAGCGUCCUCCUCCAGCACAUGGAAGCGAAUGACAUCAACCUGGUGGUGACUUUCGAUGCCGGGGGAGUAAGCGGGCACCGCAAUCACGUGGCUCUGCACGCGGCUGUGAGAGGGCCAUGUCUUGCCACCGCAGCCAGCUCCUGUGGUUCCGCCGGCUCUACGUGCUCUUCUCCCGGUACCUGA
Messenger RNA from Pipistrellus nathusii (Nathusius's pipistrelle), 567 nucleotides. The record is from the annotation of a GenBank genome assembly. NCBI's taxonomy places the organism in Eukaryota, Metazoa, Chordata, Mammalia, Chiroptera, Vespertilionidae.